Messenger RNA from Syngnathus typhle (broad-nosed pipefish), 2034 nucleotides. Its product is annotated as protein lifeguard 3-like. Bases 222 to 1232 code for a protein of 336 amino acids. The record is from RefSeq and is a predicted model, not a curated record. Gene Ontology annotation, biological process: negative regulation of apoptotic signaling pathway. Gene Ontology annotation, cellular component: membrane; Golgi apparatus; endoplasmic reticulum. The transcript is spliced from 12 exons. NCBI's taxonomy places the organism in Eukaryota, Metazoa, Chordata, Actinopteri, Syngnathiformes, Syngnathidae.
UACAUGAGUGGCUAGUGACGUGGGUGUGGGAGCCAGAUUCCUGUGGACUCCACCCAGCUGCUCCGAUCUGCUGUGUUCCGGGAAAUGUUCGACUGCAACUGGAAGUCUCGCGGGGCCCACAACCCACUCUAAAGUCCCACUCUAAAAACACUACUGGUUUUCACGACGCAAAAGGAAAGUCUUCAAGUUUCGAACUAUCCGUGGGAUCUCAACUCGGCAACAUGUCCAGAUCAGACUACCCUCCAGGGUACAAUGACGCCUAUGUCCCACCGUACCCACCCCAGGGUGACAAUUACCCAGCACCCCCUGCGUAUGGCUUCCCCGGCUAUGCCGGCCCUCAGCCGGGCCAGCCUUCUGCUCCAUACCCCGGCAAUCCAAGCACACCUCUUUUCCCGGGUCAGCCAGGCUUUCCUCCUGGUAUGUACCCAGGACAGCCUCAACCCGCCGGGCCCCCUGGAGCCGGCUAUCCCAGUCAGCCCCCUAUGCCUCCCAUGGUGCCACGAACCAUCCCCGCAGACGUUAUAAACUCUGAUGACGAUUUUGCUGCAAGGGGAAGCGACUGGGACAGUCUGAGCCUUCGGCACGCUUUCAUCAGAAAGGUGUAUUUGAUUCUGGCGUCCCAGCUCCUUGUCACCACAGCCAUAGUGGCCGUUUUCACGUUUGUCCAACCGGUUAAAUUAUUUGUACAGCGGAACCAGGCUAUCUACUGGGCAUCAUAUGCUGUGUAUUUUGUUACCCACAUCGUGUUGGUGUGCUGCAAGGGCCCUCGGAGGAAACAUCCAUGGAACUUGAUAUUGCUCUCCGUCUUUACCCUGGCGUUGUCUUAUAUGACUGGCUCCAUAUCCAGUUUCUACGAUACAAAGGCAGUGUUUCUUGCUUUGGCCAUCACUGUUGUUGUGUGCAUCGCUGUCACUGUCUUCUGCUUCCAGACCAAGGUGGACUUCACCAAAUGCCGGGGCCUCUUUUGUGUGCUUGGCAUUGUCGUCUUUGUGACCGGCAUCAUCACCGUCAUCGUGCUGUCCUUCAAAUAUAUCUACUGGCUUCACAUGCUUUACGCCGCUAUAGGAGCUAUCGCUUUCACCCUGUUCUUGGCGUACGACACACAGCUCCUCAUCGGUAACAGGAAGUACUCCAUCAGUCCUGAGGAAUAUGUGUUCGCUGCGCUUAACAUCUACGUGGACGUCAUUCAGAUAUUCCUCUUCCUGCUACAAAUUAUUGGUUCCAGCAAAUAAGUCAUAUCAGCAUAGUUGCUGUAAUAUCACCCUGUGCUGUUUAAAGCCUGUUUUGUUUCCACGCAUAAUGAUGUAUAUCAUGUAAAUCAUGCUGCACUAUUUCAUAAGGGCUGAAUUUGAGAUUUUUUACUGUGCAAGACAUUCCGACGCACUCUCGCAUAUAUUUCUACAUUUUUACGUACGCGUAUAAAAAAAAUAUAUAUAUAUAUUCCAGGGUACAAAUAUUGCAGGCUUUAAGUAAACUGAAGAGCAUUUUGUAUCUCUACUUCUGUAGUGCUUAAAUGUCUCUGGUUAGUUGCAUUAAUUGCGCCGGUAUAUGUUGCAGAAUGUGUUUUUGGCAGUUUCUUGCUACAAUACAGAAUACCUUUGUUUUUCCACAAAUUGUCAGGAAGUCAUACUUUGACACAGUAAUCGGUGGAGGUAUGGCAGGGACAAGAGGAGUAGCCUGCAAGCCUGUUAGGAAAAGAAAGCUCACUUGUGGUGUGACAAUGUCAUUUUCUUGGAGUGAUGGUUUAGUGAUCAUUUGAAAAUGCUAAGAAUUGUUGCUUGUUGGUUUGUUUCUUGUCUUGUUGAAUUGUUAAUUACUGUGAGAAAUUAUCAGUGUCUUUACAUACAUAACAUCCAGUAAUUAAAUGUAAUUCCAGCAGUUAUUUUAGAAGUGUAAACCAAACUGGUCCCCUUUUAGUUGACCCGAUACAUAAGAAGUAGGUCUGACUUUUAGAAAGGUCGGUGAUCCAUUGUGGUAAGGACUUGUAAAUAUUUUGUUUGGCUUUUCAAAUAUAAUAAAUAAUUUUAUUUGUGA